Messenger RNA from Sphaerodactylus townsendi, 2297 nucleotides. It is a transcript of the gene TRIT1, whose product is annotated as tRNA isopentenyltransferase 1. The record is from RefSeq and is a predicted model, not a curated record. The transcript has 11 exons. Gene Ontology annotation, molecular function: ATP binding; tRNA dimethylallyltransferase activity. Bases 307 to 1461 code for a protein of 384 amino acids. Lineage: Eukaryota; Metazoa; Chordata; Lepidosauria; Squamata; Sphaerodactylidae. Gene Ontology annotation, cellular component: mitochondrion. Gene Ontology annotation, biological process: tRNA modification.
ACUCCUGACAGAUGACCAUCCAGCCUCUCUUUAAAAACCUCCAAAGAAGGAGACUCCACCACACUCUGAAGCAGCAUAUUUCACUGUCAAACAAACCUUACAGGCUUGCUUCUCAGCCUGUUGAUCUUCUAGCUGAAGAAUUACCAAGCUAACAUUUUACACCCUUGGUGCUUCUCGCAAUGUAUUCCCAACAAUUAAUAGGAGAAGGCUUCCCUUUUCUGAUUCUUUCUACCCAAGGUAUAUCAAGGACUGGACAUAAUCACCAACAAAGCGUCCACAGAAGAGCAGGCGCUGUGCAAGCAUCAUAUGAUCAGUUUUGUGGACCCCUUGGUGACAAACUACACUGUGGUGGACUUCCGGAACAAGGCCACAGCCCUCAUUGAAGACCUCUUUGCCCGCAAGAAGAUCCCAGUUGUGGUUGGGGGGACUAAUUAUUAUAUCGAGUCUUUGCUCUGGAAGGUCCUAAUUGAACCAGGGGAGAAGACGAAGACUCCAGGUCCAGCAGGAGGAGCGGCCGAUCGGAAAGUUGAGCUGGAGAAGUUAGAUGGCGAAGAGCUCCAUCGCCUCCUCAAACAGGUGGAUCCCGAGAUGGCAGACAGGUUGCACCCCCAUGAUAAGCGAAAGGUGGCCAGGAGUUUACAAGUGUACGAAGAAACAGGCUUCACCCAUAGCAAGUUGCUGCAGAUGCAGCAGGAUGAGGAGGGCGGGGGCCCAUUGGGGGGCCCGCUGAAGUACCCCAACUCAUGCAUCUUAUGGCUUUAUGCAGAACAGGCAGUGUUGGAUGAAAGGCUCGACACGCGCGUGGAUGACAUGUUGGCGGCUGGGCUGCUGGAGGAACUGCGAGACUUCCACCGGCGAUACAACCAGGAGAAGGUGGCAGAAAGCUGCCAGGAUUACCAGCAUGGUAUAUUCCAGUCCAUUGGGUUCAAGGAAUUUCAUGAAUUCCUGGUCACAGAGGGCAAGUGCCCAGCAGAGCAGAGCGAACAGCUCUUAAAUAAAGGAAUUGAGGCUCUGAAGUUGGUGACCAGGCGAUAUGCCCGCAAACAGAACAAAUGGGUCAAGAACCGCUUCUUAAAACGCCCCGGACCCAACGCUCCUCUUGUCUACGGCUUGGAAGUCUCUGAUCUCUCUCAGUGGGAGGAGAAAGUGCUGGAACCUGCCAUCCAGAUUGUGGACAGCUUUCUCCAGGGGUGGCCGUCGCCAGUAGAGCCCAUCAAGAUGGAGCUUGAGCCUGAAGAGAACAAGCGGAGAAGCCACGAGUGCGAGGUGUGCAACAAAAUCAUUAUUGGGGACCGAGAAUGGAAAGCUCACGUAAAAUCGAAGUCGCACCUUUUCCAUCUGAGGAAGUCACAGAAGUUGCACUCUGGCGCCCAUUCGGCAAAGGUCCAGAGCAGUGACACAGAGACUACCAGAACAUGCACGGAAGCAUCAUCAGGGAACUUGGGAGCCUGCAAAACGUAGCCCAGCCAUUGGUGGGAAUUCAGAGACCGGGCAGCUAUCCUCAAAGGCUAGAUUUGGGCAGGAUUCCAUCUGUGCCAUGCAAAGCAAAUGGAUCCAGGGAGAAGGAACCCACCUAUCUGGGACCUCUAAUACACCAAGGUGUUUUGCCUCCAGCCUGGAACUGUCUGGAAAGAAUCGAGCUAAUGCUGGUUUGAACACGUUGGUGCCAGUUUGUCUUUCUAACUUGCAUUGUGAAGAUGAUCAUCAAUUACAUUUUUGUAUUGCAAAGCUGUUAGCAGUGUCUUUGGACUCUGAGACCACUGUGUCUCUUAGGGCCAGGGGGAAGCCAAGACAACCUUCCUGGGACACACAGACAGAGAUCAUGAGAGGAAGGCGAACACCCACUCACCACAAUGAUGUGGGGCAUGAGCUCUCCAUUACCGCCCCACAUCGUCUGUUUUGUAAGCCUCUGUUUCUGACAGAUGGGCAAAUAGUGGCUCAGGGGGGCAAAUUCAGCAUGCAGGAGCUUUUCUUCUGCCCCUCAAGCUGCUCAAGAGCUUGUUGGGGCAUCCACCCAUCAGGAAACAGCAGCAUUGCUUGGAAGACCAAAUAAUAGUUCAGUAGCUCGAGGGCUGCUGCAUCUCUGCCCACUUUCAGGGGCUCCAAGUUAGAUGACUGCUGGAAACAGAAAGAGCUAGUCUUCGACUUGGAGACCUUAGAAGUAAGGGGGGACUCAAAUGUGGCUCUUGGGCCAAAAGGUUUGCCCACUCCUGCCAUGAUGUCUCAUUUCUCUGUCAUUCUUGGAUUGUCUUGUAAGGCAAAACUGAGAUACAAUCGCAGUAAAAUGCAACUUUGAA